AUGUCGCCCUGUCGUAGCAGGAUUUGCCAGCCACAACACAACUUGCAUCAACUGCAGCAGCUCAACGACGACCAUGGCGAGCACGACAACGACCGAAGCCAAGGCGGCGAUUCUCAACUGGGCCGACCAAAGGACGGGCAGUUCAAGCGCCAAGUCUCUUCGUUCCGCGACUUUAUCGGCUCGGAACGCUUCCCGGCCGAGAAGGGCCGGUACCAUCUCUACAUCUCGUGGGCCUGUCCGUGGGCGCAUCGCACAGCCAUCGUGCGCAAGCUCAAGGGCCUCGAGUCGGUCAUCGGGCUCUCGGUCGUAAGCUACCUCAUGGGCAAGGACGGCUGGCACUUUCCGACUCCCGACGAAGAGGCCGGCACGAUCCCCGAUACGGUCAACGGUGCCAAGCUCGUGCGCGAAAUCUACUUCAAGGCCGAGCCCAACUACAACGCACGCUUCACGGUGCCGAUCCUUUGGGACACCAAGCACGAAACGAUCGUCAACAACGAGUCGAGCGAGAUCAUUCGCAUGCUCAGCUCCGAGUUCAACGCGUUCUCGUCGCGGCCGUCGCUAGAUCUGUACCCUCUUGCGCUGCGCCCCGAGAUUGACGAGCUCAACGCGUGGGUCUACGAUGGCAUCAACAACGGCGUGUACAAGUCGGGCUUUGCAUCGACGCAGGAGGCGUACGAGUCGAACGUCUACGCACUCUUUGCCGCCCUUGACCGCGCCGAGGCACACUUGGAGAAGAAGGCGUGGCUUGUCGGCAAUACCCUCACCGAGGCGGACAUUCGACUCUUUACGACCAUUCUGCGCUUUGACCCGGUGUACCACGGCCACUUCAAGUGCAAUCUCAAGACGAUUUCGCACGACUACCCCAACCUGCUCCAGCACGCGCGGCGCGUCUUCCAGCUCGAGGGCAUCGCCGAGACUGUCAACAUGACGCACAUCAAGCGCCACUAUUACAUGAGCCACCUCCAAAUCAACCCGUUCGCGGUCGUGUCGGCGUGGAACGGACCGGACCUCUCGACGCCGGUUGUCGAAAGCCACGUGCUGUAACGUAGUAGGUCGUGAUUGCAUUUGGCCUGAAUCAAAUCGCAGAAUUCAAAACUCCA
Molecule: messenger RNA, 1100 nt
Organism: Saprolegnia parasitica CBS 223.65
Lineage: Eukaryota; Oomycota; Saprolegniomycetes; Saprolegniales; Saprolegniaceae
Exons: 3
Coding region: 1-1044 (347 amino acids)
Cellular component (GO): cytoplasm
Molecular function (GO): glutathione transferase activity
Source: RefSeq, a predicted model, not a curated record